UCGUGUCUGCUCGGCUCCGGGAGGAGGAGGAAUGGGAAAGGGCGACGGGACGAGGCAGCGUGUGGAGACAUGAACACAACGGGCUGGUUCUGAACCGACUCACGGCUGUAACACAACGGACACACACACUUCGAACCCCCGGGACGUCUCCGCUAUCCAGUCCCAUAAAGGACCCGAGGGCUGGAGGAGGGAGAUUCGAUCCCGUAGGAAAACGCAGCUUCUUCUUUGUGGACAUUUUCCCUGUGAGCGAUAAAGAACCCGGGCGCAGAGUGGAGGUCUGACCUUAAACCUCAAUAGGAAGGAGAUCAAGCCACUUCAGAGAUGGAGCAGGUAUCAGAUGACGAGUUGGACCAUGGAGCAGAGGAGGAGGACAGCGAUAAGGAGGACCAGGACCUGGACAAGAUGUUUGGAGCCUGGCUGGGAGAACUGGACAAGCUCACACAGAGUCUGGAUGACGGCAAGCCACAGAAAGCCCUGCAGAAGGCUCCCCUCAGACAGGAGACAAACAUGGCCAACUUCUCCUACCGCUUCUCAAUGUACAAUAUAAACGAGGCGUUGAACCAGGGGGACACAGUGGACCUGGACGCCCUGAUGGCCGACCUGUGCUCCAUCGAGCAGGAGCUCAAUACCAUUUCCAAACCGAACUCCACGUCUCGAGGCCAGAGCAAAGGCCAGCAGAGGACCGGCGUGGGCCGCGCUGCCAGUAGCAAGCACACAGGCACCAGUGGAGGGGGAAGCAGCGGAGGAAGUACCAGUAGCAGCACCAGGGCAUCGCCGGCCAACACAGUGCGAGGCGGCAGCGUCAACGCUCGCCCGGCAGCCUCCAACAUCUCCCUCGAUGACAUCACUUCCCAGCUGGAGAAGGCCUCCCUCAGCAUGGACGAGGCGGCUCGUCAGACGUCCUCCUCUUCCUCCUCCUCGUCCUCCUCGUUCUCCUCCGCCACGCUGCGGCGGCCCUCGUCGGGCUCCUCCGGCGGCGGGCAGCACCGCAGGACGGGCUCCGUGGGCGCGGUCAGCGAGCAGGAGGCGCCGUCCCAGCGGUCGAGCGUCAAUUCAGCGUGUGCCUCGGCGUCCAGCAUGGACUCCCUGGACAUCGACAAGGUGUUGACGGGAGGAGAGGCGGAGGGCCAGAGCGGCUCGAACGCCCCGGGACCAAACCAGACCAGCACCGAGCAUGUCGUACUGCGGCGGGCCAAUGGUCAGCCGGCCAGGCGGCAGCUUGACUUCACCUCACAAGCGGGUGAAGUGGACCGGGCCACUCACUCGUAUCUGGACCGAGAAACCUCACUCAUUUUGAAAAGCAUAGCUGGAAAGCCUUCUCACCUCCUGACCAAGGAGGAGCAAGCGGCCAAACUGAAGGCGGAGAAGAUCCGAGUCGCCCUGGAAAAAAUCAAGGAGGCUCAGGUUAAAAAGCUGGUGAUCAGGGUCCACAUGUCGGACGAGAGCUCCAAGACCAUGAUGGUGGACGAGCGGCAGUCGGUCAGGCAGGUGCUGGACAGCCUGCUGGACAAGUCCCACUGUGGCUACAGCCCCGACUGGGCCCUGGUGGAAACCAUCAACGAGCUCCAGAUGGAGCGUAUUUUUGAGGAUCACGAGAACCUGGUGGAGAACCUGUUGAACUGGACCCGGGACAGCCACAACAAACUGAUGUUCAUCGAGCGCAUCGAGAAAUACGCUCUGUUCAAAAACCCACAGAACUAUUUGCUGGGGCGGAAGGAGACAUCCGAGAUGGCAGACAGGAAUAAAGAGGCUCUAUUAGAGGAGUGUUUCUGCGGCGGCACGGUGUCUGUGCCGGAGAUCGAGGGCAUCCUGUGGCUGAAGGAGGACGGGAAGAAGUCGUGGAAGAAGCGUUACUUCCUCCUCAGGGCUUCUGGGAUCUAUUACGUCCCAAAGGGCAAAGCCAAGGCCUCCAGAGACCUGGUGUGCUUCCUGCAGUUGGACCAUGUGAACGUGUAUUACGGCCAGGACUACCGCAGCAAAUACAAGGCUCCCACUGACUACUGCCUGGCCCUCAAGCAUCCGCAAAUCCAGAAGAAGUCGCAGUACAUCAAGUACUUGUGCUGCGAUGAUGUCCGGACCCUGCACCAGUGGGUGAAUGGAAUCCGAAUCGCCAAGUAUGGAAAGCAGCUUUAUGGGAAUUACCAGGAAGCCAUGAAGAGAACAGAGGCGGCCUACGAUUGGUCGUCUCUCUCCACCUCCAGCAUUCGAUCAGGCUCCAGCUCUGCCAGCAUACCUGAGUCCCAGUCCAAUCACUCAGGCCAGUCGGACAGCGGCGUGGACACAGGCUCCUCCCACGGCCGCUCCCAGAGUGUGGUGAGCUCCAUUUUCUCUGAGGCCUGGAAGAGAGGGACCCAGAUCGAGGAAAACACCAAACAGAUCAGACACGAGUCGUCCAGAGGAGCCACGCUGCCGCACGCGUCCCACGGUCACCGGCAUCACAGCCAGCACUCAGUGGACCACCUGGCCCUGACACCCCCCCCUCAGACUCAUCCCCAGGCCCAAACCCCGCCCCCACCGCAGCCUCAGCACACACCAGUGCACCCCCACACACUGGUCCAACCACCACAGCAGCACCUGCCGCCUCAGUCUCCUCACCAGGUCCAGCAGCCUCCGCCCCAAUCGCCUCAGCGCCCUCAGCCUCCAGCGCCUCCGUCUCCGCAGCAGCAGCAGCAGCAGCAGCAGCAGCAGCAGCACCACCACCACCCACAGGCCGUCAGUGGCUACUACGACAUGCCCCCCCCACAGCAGCAGCAGCAGCCACAGGUCGUCAGUGACUACUACCACAUGCCACCCACGCAGCAGCAGCAGCAGCCGCCGCCGCCACAGGCCGACAGUGGCUACCACCAAAUGCCCCCCCCACAGCAGCAGCAUCACCCACAGCAGCAACAGGCCGUCAGUGACUACCACCACAUGCCCCCCCCACCGCAGCAGCAUCACCCACAGCAGCAGCAGCAGGCCGUCAGUGACUACUACCACAUGCCACCCACGCAGCAGCAGCAGCAGCCGCCGCCACAGGCCGUCAUUGGCUACCAUCAAAUGCCCCCCCCACAGCAGCAACAGGCCGUCAGUGACUACUACCACAUGCCCCCCCCACCCCCACAGCAGCAGCCACAGUCCGACAGUGGCUACCACCACAUGCCACCCAUGCAGCAGCAGCAGCAGCAGCAGCAGCAGUGGCAACAGCCCCAGGCCGUCAGUGACUACCUACACAUGCCCCCCCCACCACAGCAGCAGCCUCCCGCUCCUCCGCCCCCACCUCCUCCUCCACCUCCACCCCCCCCUCCGCCCCCCCCGGUUCAGAGUGUGUCCCACCACUCUCCGGCCGUCACCAUGUACAAGUUCAGCACCAUCACCCGGCUGCAGAACCAGAACCAGAGCUCCUCCCACCACCGGCUGCCGGGUGCCCCCCCCCAGCAGGUCCCGAGACCACCUGCUGCUAAAGUCUCCAUCAAACCCAACGUGAACCACAUCGCUGCCAGGACUAAUGUCCCGCCCCCCCCGCCGCCACCUCCUCCGCCCUCCAUGCCCACCCCCGGGUCAGCGAUGGCCUCCCUGAGGCUGGGCCCCCCCUGCCUGGCCCCCCCACCUGCCUUCAUACCUCCGCCCCCGGCUCCUCCUCCUGCUCCACACACCAACGGUGUAGCCUUUCCUCCUCCACCCCCCCCUGCUCCUGCUCCCAUGAGCCAGCCCGUGUACCCCGGUGGGCUGAAGCUGAGGGACCGGUUCCCCAGCCCCCCCCGGGACCUCCUGUCUCCCGGUGGAGACCUGGACGAGUCCCCACCUCCUGCCCCUGCUCCACCUCCUCCUCCUCCUCCUCCACCGCCCCCACCACCUCCUCCCCCUCCCCAGCAGUUCCCAGUGCCAGCUCAGUUUCCACCCCCCCCUCCUGCCCCACCCAAAACCUUCACCCCAGGUUUUCUCCCUCAUGCUUCCCCCAAGCCCGUGUCCCCUGUCUGCCCUUUCCCUCCUGCCCCCCCCUCUGCCGCCUUAGGGGGCCCAGCGCCGCCACCACCUCCCCCCCCACCUUCAUCCGGACCCUUCAAGAAGCAGUUCAGCCUCCAUGCAGGGCACACCUCCAGCCCCCCCCCUCCGACUCUGCCCAAGCAGCACAGCCUCUCCAAACCACCCGUGUCCACGGGAGCCCCUCCCACCGUCUCUCUCGUGAAACAACUGGCCAGUCAGUUUCCCAGAGCCCCCCCCCAAGCAGCCAAUCACACAGAGAGCCCCAAAGCCCCCCUGUCCCCACCUGCAGUCAAGACCAAACCAAGAUGGCAGCCCGGGGGGGUCCAGCAGCUUCAGUCCCCCGAGUUCCCUCCUCCUCCUCCAGACAGCACCGCUGCUUUCCCUGCUGCCCCCCCUCCUCCUGCUCCUCCUGCUCCUCCUGCCCCCCCUCCGCCGCCUCCCCCAGCACCUGUUACUGGCCCGACUCCGCCCCCUCCUCCCCUCCCCCCGGGAAACCUGGACUCCAUCAUGAGGGCACCGUCUGGCUCCUCCCACUUUGGAGGCAAGAAAGCUCCUCCCACCCCGAACAGGAACUGCAGCGUGAAGUCCGACUCCCCCGGCUCCUAUGAGGAGUCCAGGAGGAACCUGCUCAGUAAGUUUGCCCCCAAGAGCAGCACCCCCCCUUCAUCCCCUUGUCCCACCAGUGGGUCUCCCUCUAAGGACCACUCAGCCGGACCCCGCGCCCCCCCGAAACCGGGCAAGCUCAACCUGGCCAACCUGCCCCUGGGCCUCCAGUCCAAAGUGAGCCAGGCGAAGCAGGCCGGCGGCGACUUCCCCUCCCCACCACCCGAUUGUGCCUACUUCCCACCUCCCCCCCCAUCCACAGACCUCUUCCCCCCUCCCCCCCCUCCUGGUGACACCCAUAGCGGCGGGCCUCCGAGGGUUGCCGUGGUGAAUCCUCAGCCCCAGGCUCCGCCUCCUCCGCCGCCCGUCUCCCUUGUCAGCAACUCAACAUGGGGAAAGAGUUCCCUGAAAAAGACUCCUCCCCCCACACUUGUGCGGCGCGGUAACAACACCCCGGAGCCCCCCCCCCUCUCGCCGCCUCCGCCCACCUCCCCGAAGGGCAGCUCGGGCCAGCCCAACUUCCUGGACGAUCUCCACCGGACACUGAAGCGAAAGUCGGUGGGACGGCAGGGGUCCCUCAACUCCGCCGGCCUCUCAGGCAAGUUGGAACCUGCCGGCACCAUGGACGACAUGGCGCUGCCGCCGCCCCCCCCCGAGCUGCUUCAGGACCAAGGGAAGCAAAGCAACGGAGGAAACGGCGGCUACAUGUCCGGGAACAUCUCAGGCUAUGCAACGCUGCGACGAGGACCCCCGCCUGCACCCCCCAAGCGUGGUGACGGCACCAAACUGACUGGAGAGUGUUGAACUCCGGGAUGAGGACGCUAUGAAGACGGACGAACAGACAGUGAGAGAAUAUAUUGAAGUGAACAUUCAUAAGUGAACCGGGAGCUAGAUCCUGGAUACCUUCUGUCCUCUUGGGACCACAAUGAUAAAUGGAUGACUGUGUAUAUAUGAGAAACCCAAAACCCGACCGUGGUCAGUGAGUGUUUGCUAAUUAUUGCGGUUCCAUUAACGUGCUCGGCGCUCCAGAUCAGUGAGGUUUACAAUAUUGGGACAAUUAAGACUGGAGCAGGUAAGUUUGAGGUCAGAGAAAAGUCUUUUUCUGCGAUUGUCUAAACUCUCUGGAACACACUGUAUUGCCCUGUAUUGUAACCCCUCCCCCCCCCCGGCCACCCACUCGCUGUUCCGGUGCGCCAAGCAGAUUUAAAACAAACACUCGUAAGUUUGUGCAAAUGUUACUGGAUCCAGGUCCGAGCCGAACCAAGUAUCCGCUUAUCCGCCAUAAGUUUGUGCCACGUUACUGGAGACAAAAAAGGAAACAAAAAAAACCAUCAGGAUCAUUGUGCUUUGGUACUGCAUGGACCUCAUGUAACAAGAAGCUGUAAAACAUGAAGCUGUUCUGGUGUGUGUGCAUGUGUGUGAGCGAGAGAGAGAGAGCGAGAGAGAGAGAGAGACUGAAUAUGCACACAUGCAUUGUGUGCAUGCAUGUGUGGUGGCGAAAACAGUGAAGUGUUGGGGAAGGCCUUUGUGAAGUGGUUUGCUUUUUUAUAUGAAAUUAUUUAAUGAUUGAUAAAUGGAAGGAUUUUCUUUUCUUUUUUUUUUACAAGUCUGUCUUUUAACAGCUGGUCAACAAAGUCUAGAGGGGAAGAGAAAACAAUUAGGCCGCGAUGGAAUGUACAUGGAAGGCAUAUUUAAAAAAACUGUACGGAUUAUGAAACGCUAAAAUCGUCAAAAUGCAAAUCAGAAGGAAGCCUUUUACCAAAAGUCUGGACUGUGCAACUGGAGACAAAACGUUUCAUUUAAUGCAAACUUAUACUGGACUUGUGUAAAUGGAGGGGGGGGGGGGGGG
Limanda limanda (common dab) is the source of this 6415-nucleotide messenger RNA. RefSeq names its product Ras association (RalGDS/AF-6) and pleckstrin homology domains 1b (gene raph1b). Gene Ontology annotation, cellular component: cytosol; plasma membrane. The record is from RefSeq and is a predicted model, not a curated record. Lineage: Eukaryota; Metazoa; Chordata; Actinopteri; Pleuronectiformes; Pleuronectidae. Gene Ontology annotation, biological process: signal transduction. The coding region runs from base 322 to 5370 and encodes 1682 amino acids. The transcript is spliced from 18 exons.